Messenger RNA from Limanda limanda (common dab), 3566 nucleotides. It is a transcript of the gene pcif1, whose product is annotated as phosphorylated CTD interacting factor 1. Gene Ontology annotation, cellular component: nucleus. The coding region runs from base 108 to 2309 and encodes 733 amino acids. The record is from RefSeq and is a predicted model, not a curated record. Gene Ontology annotation, molecular function: RNA polymerase II C-terminal domain binding; mRNA (2'-O-methyladenosine-N6-)-methyltransferase activity. The transcript is spliced from 16 exons. Lineage: Eukaryota; Metazoa; Chordata; Actinopteri; Pleuronectiformes; Pleuronectidae.
GUCUGAGCAGGCGGGGGGGGAGCGGAGGAGCCGAAACCACCGCGCAGAACCCAGACUCCUCGUCACUGACCCGGCCAAGGUUGAUGUCAUUCUGACGAGCAGCUGAGAUGUCCAAUGACAGCCAGGCAUCAGUGAAGGGGGAGGCAACCAUAAUUCUGUCUCCCUCUGGCUCCACCUCCUCAGAGGGACCGCCCCUGUCUCCGUCCACAACGUCCAAACCACCUGAGCUGCCAGAUGAGCUGGUCCAGGCUGGAUGGUCUAAGUGUUGGUCUAGGAGGGAGAACCGACCCUAUUAUUUUAACCGGUUCACCAAUCAGAGCCUGUGGGAGGUGCCGGUGCUCGGUCAGCAUGACGUCAUUUCCGAUCCUUUAGGUCUGAAUGCAGCUCCAGCAGAAGCUGGGGACAGUAACCAUGGUAAUGGUCAGAGGAAGAGGAGGAGCUCUGAGGAGCAGGGGGCGGGGCCCAACAGCGUGAAACGAGCUAAGGUGGAGCCCACCACGCCCAUCUCUCCCAGCACCCCCGGGCUCAAACCCUGGAGCUCCGCCCCUGAGGACAAACCGGCCCAAUCAGCUACACCUGCAACUCAGAGUCUUGCCCCCGCCCCCUACAGACCAGCCGUGAUCUACUGGGAUCUGGACAUCCAAACCAACGCUGUGAUCAGAGAGCACCCCUCGGCCAAUCACCUGCCGCCUCAUCCUGAGAUCGAGCUGCAGCGAGCUCAGCUGGUCACCAAGCUGAGACAACACUACCACGAGCUGUGUCACCAGAGAGAAGGUAUUGAUCCUCCUCGCGAGUCGUUUAAUCGUUGGCUCCUGGAGAGGAAAACCAUUGACAAAGGUCAUGACCCUUUACUGCCGAGUGACUGUGACCCCAUCAUCUCCCCGUCCAUGUUCAGAGAGGUCAUGAACGACAUCCCCAUCAGGUUGUCUCGUAUUAAGUACAAAGAGGAAGCUCGCAAGCUGCUGUUCAAAUACGCUGAAGCUGCCAAGAAGAUGAUCGACUCUAGGAAUGCGAGUCCAGAGAGCAGGAAGGUGGUGAAGUGGAACGCUGAAGACACCAUGAGCUGGCUGCGUCGAGAUCACUCCGCCAGCAAAGAGGACUACAUGGAUCGUCUGGAACACCUGAGGCAGCAGUGUGGUCCUCACGUCACCGCCGUCGCCAAAGACUCCGUGGAAGGAAUUUGCUCUAAGAUCUAUCAGCUGUCUGCAGAGUACAGCCGCCGCCUGAGACACAUACACCUGACUCUGCUGCAGGAGCCCCCUACAGAGGCGUGUGCGUCCCCUCAGCAGUCGCGGCUCGUCUACUGUUACCCUGUGCGUCUGGCAAUGGCCUCGCCGCCGCUCCCCCGGGUGGAACUGCACUUUGAAAACGACGUGGCGUGUUUGCGUUUCAGGGGAGAGAUGGUCAAGGUCAACAGAGGUCACUUCAGCAAACUGGAGCUGUUGUACAGGUACAGCUGUAUUGACGAUCCUCGCUUUGAGAGGUUUCUGUCCAGAGUCUGGUGCCUCCUGAAGAGAUACCAGGAGAUGUUUGGCAGCGGUGCUAAUGAGGGGACAGGCCUGCAGGGGGCACUGCCGGUGGCAGUGUUUGAAGCCUUGCACCGACAGUUUGGUGUUUCCUUCGAGUGCUUCGCCUCGCCGCUCAACUGCUACUUCAAACAGUUCUCCUCGGCUUUCCCCGAUAUUGACGGCUUCUUUGGAUCUAGAGGGCCCUUCCUGUCCUUCUCUCCAGUCAGUGGCUCGUUUGAAGCCAACCCUCCGUUCUGUGAAGAGAUGAUGGAAGCAAUGGUGACCCACUUCGAGGGCCUUCUGGAUCAGUCCUCGGAGCCUCUGUCCUUCAUCGUCUUUGUUCCUGAGUGGCGUGACCCCGUGACCCCGGCUCUGACUCGCAUGGAAGGAAGUCGAUUCCUCCGUCAUCAGCUGAGUGUCCCGGCCUACGAGCACGAGUAUCGAUCCGGGGGUCAGCACAUCUGCAAUAGGGACGAGAUGUCCUACAGGGCGGUCCACGGUACUGCGGUUCUCUUCCUUCAGAAUAACGCAGGUUUUGUGAAGUGGGCUCCGACUCCAGAGCGUCUGGCGGAGCUGACGAAGGCGUACCGCCCCUCCUCCGCUCGCCCCUCCUCCCUGUCUUCUCCUGGCCCUGCCAACGUUGCUCCAGGAGACAAAGACUCCACCCCCAAGGCCUCUGAUAGGACGCAGAGCAGUGUGAUGUCACCAGGGAGCCAUGACAACAACAACAACAACAACAACAACGACAACAGCAGCAGCAGUAGCAGCAGUAGUCCUCAGGACAAGAUGGCUGCCGUGUAGAGGGGCGGGGCUUGUAGUGUAGUGUAGUCCUGGCCCCUCUCCUUGUUGUUUGUUCAGAUUGUCCCUCACCAGCACCUGUAGCUCACCCUCAGCUUCUCUCAACAUACCCAUCAUGCAGUUCUGUGGCGGCUGCCAGCCGGGGGCAAAGAGCCACGCCCAUACCUUAACCUUUAAUUGUACCGUUGACCCACCAUCAUCCCUGUGGUCUGUUUCAUCCCUGUCCACUCCAGCUGUUCUGAUUGGUCGAGGCUGAUAUCACAGAAUCUGGAGCUUUGGGCUCCAGUCGGGACAUGGUGCCGUAGGAAGGCAACCAAUGAGAGCAGAGUUCGAUUAGUGAGCAGCGACGUGUUUGAACUCCAGCAGAAAAACCUCUUCAUUCACCUGUGAUGUCAUCUGUGUUGUCACUUCUCCUCUGGGCCAGAGGACUUCUCAUUGGUCCCCUCACCGACUGGGCUUGGUGAUUGGUUGACAAGGCAGCUAUCGUUUCUAUUGGACAGAAUCCAGCAGCGUCCCACUUCAGGCCCUGCCUCCUCGUGAUCUUCUUGCCAAUCAGUGCCAGGGUGCAUUGUGGGAGACUGAGUAUUCAGCUGGCAGGAGCAACCAGAGUGAGGUCGUACUAGCUGGCAGAAGGAGGCGGAGUCAGAACUGGGAUUCGGCUGGUCGGUGAGGGCGCUGAGAGACGGACGCUACCUUCCUGCCUCGUCAGAGGUCCCACCACUUCCUGAGGGAGUGUGGGACAGCUCCUCUGAUUGGCUGAUGGGCGGUCCGAUCCGACGUCUGUCACCGUGUAGAUACUGUACAGUGAAACUGUUUAUGUUCUUUUCCUUGUCUGUUUUUUUUAAUUUAAUUUAAGGUUUUUUAAAGAGAUUAACUGUUUCCUGUUUGACAAAGUUCUGAUCCAAAGUGAAGAAGAAAAAGUUUGUGUGUAAAAGGAAACGUGUUUGAGCGACGGCUACGCUGAACAGUGACGCCCACGUCAAACAGGAAAUGCUUCCGCAUAUUUUUAUAUACGUCUUUUUGUCCUUGGUGCAUGAAUCUUUGGACUCCGAAUGACGCUUGAUCCUGAAUGUUUCCUCCCAGUCUCUGACGGCGCGGUCCUCUAAGCUAAGCUGACUGAGAAGCUAGGCUAACGUUGGACUGUGGACAUCAUAAUGAUGAAAACAAACUGGAGACAUUUUCUUGUAACUAAUGAAUUAAUUGGAUCAAAAAUAUUAACGCUCUUGUAAUUUUGAGAUAAAAUCCUGUGACGAACUUUGA